Nicotiana tabacum (common tobacco) is the source of this 1669-nucleotide messenger RNA. Its product is annotated as GDSL lipase-like. Gene Ontology annotation, molecular function: lipase activity. The record is from RefSeq and is a predicted model, not a curated record. Lineage: Eukaryota; Viridiplantae; Streptophyta; Magnoliopsida; Solanales; Solanaceae.
UGUUUUCUUUCUCGUGAUUUUUUAAAUCUUCUUCUUUUUGGGUUUCUUUUUGUCUCCAAGUGGAUGGAUUUGGCUCUGGCUUCUGCUAUCUCCUUUGAAAAAUGUAUAAAGAUAUGACAGUCCUCAACUCAAUCAUUUUCAGAAUUAAAAAAAUGAAUUUUUAUGCCAAUAAUUCACCUCAGCCAACAGUUUUGAAUUAACAGUGUAAUUCAUUCUGCACCCCACUAAUAUCUUCAAGUGGUUUACUUGUUUAUGUACUCCAAUGGCUUUAAUUUCAGGCUUGUUUUACUUGUGCAUAUUUGUUUUGGUUGCAUGUUUUACUCGCCCAAUUGUGUGUAUUAGCAGACCUCAAGCUGCCCUCUUCGUGUUCGGCGAUUCACUGUUUGAUCCUGGGAAUAAUAACUACAUCAAUACCACCACUGAAUUCCAAGCAAAUUGGCGGCCAUAUGGAGAAUCAUACUUCAAAUACCCUACCGGCAGGUUCUGCGAUGGACGCCUUAUCCCUGAUUUUAUCGCUGAACAUGCUAAUUUGCCAUCGAUUCCAUCGUAUUUUCAAAUUGGCAAGCAACACUUUGUUCAUGGGGUAAACUUUGCAUCAGGCGGUGCUGGUUGCUUGGCCGAAACCCAUCGUGGCUUUGUUAUAGAUCUCAACACACAGUUGAAAUAUUUCAAAAAUGUGGUAGAAAUAUUGAAGAAGAAGGUGGGAGCGACGGAAUCCAAACAGAUCCUCUCCAAUGCUGUAUAUAUUUUUAGCGCUGGUGGUAAUGAUUACUUGGCUCCUUUCUCAACAAAUUCGACUAUUCCAUAUCCUGAAAGAGAAUAUCUACAAAUGAUUAUGGGCAAUUUGACAUCUGUUUUGAAGGGAAUUUACAGGGAAGGAGGGAGAAAAUUUGCCAUGCUUAAUAUGGUUCCCAUAGGUUCUCUUCCUAAUAUUAGGGCUCUUAAUGCUCAAAAAGGAGUUAAGAAUGGUGAUUUCAUAGAGGAGGUCACAAACUUGGUGAAAAUGCAUAAUUCGGCUCUCCCAAAAAUUCUCAAGCAAUUGGAGAAGCAAUUACCUGGAUUUAAGUAUACAUUAUUCAACUUGUUCAAAGUAUUUGCCGAAAGCAUUGAUAAUCCAACAAAAUAUGGUUUUAAGACAUCAAAGACUGCUUGUUGUGGGACUGGUGCAUUUCGAGGGAUUUAUAGUUGUGGAGGUAAGAGGCAGGUAAAAAAGUACGAGCUGUGUAAAAACGUGAAAGAUUACUUGUUUUUCGACUCGUUUCAUCCCACUGAGCUAGCCUACCAACAAUACGCCGAAUUACUGUGGAAUGGAACUGCAGAUGUUGUUGCACCUUACAAUCUAAAAUCCUUUUUUGAACUUUCAACAUAACCUGAUGGUGGUAUUGCUGAGAUUGUUUCGUCAUAUUAAAAGAUAGAAGCAAAAAGAAUGUGAAAUUUGAUGCUAAAAGAGCUAGAUCUCUACUUUGUUCAAUUUACGAAGAGUCAAUCUUUAGAUUUGAUGAGAUGACUUCAUAUCUCAGUCUACAUGAUUGAACAAAGCUGAGAAAUUAGUUGGAAUCAUGUAAUGUACAUUUCAAUUGUAUAUGCAUGGAUAAGGAUUUGUAAAAGGAUGUCCAUUUUAUUUGGGAAGUGAUUGGAAUUAAUAAAACUUCCCCUUUUUGUCUGUGUC